ACUAUUUAGAAAAAGAGAAAACCUUUCUCCUGCUAAGAUCAUAAAAAUCAGCUUUAGAUACUCGUAAAAGAUGUUUUUGUAAAGGCUUUUCAUUAUUAAUAGUUCUCCUAACUCACAGAGCCACACAGCAGUGCUUACCAAGGUAACCUCUCCUCUGGUACAAUAACUUUCACCAAUGAUGUGCUUCUUCCUUAAAGGAAGGCGGAGUUAGGAGUUAGUGUCAGGGCCAUAAAUAAGAGGGUCCUAUGUCAGGGAAAUUAGAAGUCAGUUAACAUGAGGGUGUACUCGGAGUGAGCAUUAGAGGGCUUUCCUAAACCAUCCACGUCUGCUGAAUUUGAACUGCACGCGGAAGAAAUCAGCGAGCCCUUAGGAGGCUGAGACACAAACCCGCCCGUAAGAACGCACUUUCUCCUGCCUGGCCGACUCGCCGUGCUGAAGGCAACAUGCCUGCUGUUCCCAGGACCCUGCUGCUGUCCGCGCUCCUGCUGCUGAGCCCGCGCCCCGAGGAGCUGGCGGAGGGGUGCAGCUGUGCCCCCGCGCACCCGCAGCAGCUCAUCUGCGACUCGGCUCUAGUGAUUAGAGCAAAAAUAUCCAGCGAAAAGGUGGUUCCUGCCAGUGAUGAUCCUCUUGAUACCCACAAAAUGAUCCGGUAUGAAAUCAAACAAAUAAAGAUGUUUAAAGGAUUUGAAAAGCUCAAGGAUGUCCAGUAUGUCUAUACCCCUUUUGAUUCGUCACUCUGUGGAGUGAAACUGGAAGCUAACAACAAAAAACAGUAUCUUUUGACAGGUCAAAUUUUAAGUGAUGGUAAAGUCCUCAUCCAUUUAUGCAACUACAUUGAACCAUGGGAUGAUUUAUCCUUGUCUCAAAAGAAGAGUCUUAAUCAGAGAUAUCAAAUGGGCUGUGGCUGCAAAAUCACUACCUGUUACAUGGUGCCCUGUUCCAUCACUACACCAAAUGAGUGCCUCUGGACAGACUGGCUGAUAGAAAGAAAGCUAUAUGGGCACCAAGCCAAGCACUAUGCCUGUAUCAAGAGAAGUGAUGGCACUUGCAGCUGGUACCGAGGUGGUCCUCCCCCAGAGAAAGAGUUUAUAGAUAUCAGUGAACCUUAAAAUGAUCACUUCCUUAAAAGCCUUGGAGUCUAAUUCCAUCAAACAUUGCACGCUCACAGCUUUGAACUGCCAUCGUCUAAUGUAUCUGUUGCUUAGAAACAAAAACAAAUUGUCCUGUACAGCUAAAGUACGAGUCUGUGGAAUUGGCACUCAUGCAAGAUGAGGAACAAAUCUCCUGGAGGUAGCUACUCUGUAAAGUUAUGCUUUGUACAGAGAGGCUCAAGCUGAGAAUGCUCCUCUGUGUCCUCUAAGGCAUAACAAGUUUCCCUUUUACCAAUAUGAAAGUACAAGAUCAAAAGAAUUGCCAAAAUUUGGUCCCCUAUUUCUGUUAACUACAAAUUAAGAGAGCCCCAUGGUUUAUUACAAAUCUUUCUGAUGAACUACGAAAUGUUUUAUAGAACUAUUUUUUUCUGUAUGAAAGUCUUGUGAUACAAAAGAAUUAUUGUACAGUGUAUAUGUAAAGUAUUAUAACAAUGUGCUAUAAAAAAGCUCAGAAAUCCCUGUAUUUCCUUAUCUGUUGAAACAAGUUGAAUACUUCUGUGAUUAAAACAAUCCGUGCUCCAUAUUUUGUAUGUUACUUAUGUCAUAGCUUUCUUUAUCUACAGAUAAAGUUGUAACUUUCAUUGAUAACUGAGUUAAAAACCAGCCUUGAUAAUCAAAAUCCUCUUACCUAAUUCAGUAUUUCUAUGGACUAGCUAUAUGUUGUUGAAAGAAAAGCCAGAUGUUCUAAUGCUUCAGCAUUUUAUGGAACCAAGGCAAAUAAUGACAGGCUAAAACUGCUUAUAUUUACAGAAAUCAUGUCCACCGUCACAGCAGCUGUAGUACUUGGUAAUGCCUCUCUAAAUACAUGAAUAGGUCAUUGUAUUUCAGCACUGUUAAAAGCCUUGACUUUAGAAACUCCUGUAAAAAUAUAUGUGAUAGAUAUUGCAUAACUUACACAGCAAGUGAUGUCUAAAAGGCUCUCAAAUAUUUGACUGUAUCUAAUAGGUUAAAUUUACAUUAAUGUUUUUUCAUUCAUGAAAACCCAUCAUACUCUUGUCAUAAUGAAUUUGGUUACUCAUGAACUUAUACUAGAGAAGCAUUACAAUGUAUUUUGCCUUUUAGUAUUUUAGUGUCUUUUAUGAAUUGAUUACUGCAGACAGUAACUAAUCUCACAUCUCUUUAAGUUUACAAAAGUAAUUCAAUUCACAGUGGUAAAACUUAAGAAAUUAUUUCCAUAAAUGCCAAAGUUUAGACAGUUGUCCCAACUGCUUGUGUUCUAGAAACUUGAUGGGAAGUGUCACGCAGGAUAUGAAUCUGUAAUAGCUGUCAUUUCUGACAUAUUUCAUUCUCAUUUUCUCCACUGAAUUUCUUUCACUUCAUUCCAGUUGUGGCUAGAAAUUACUCUCAUGUAUUCCUCAUAUGAGAAUUUAGAACAACAGGCAGAGAUGUAGACAGUUCUGUUCAUGUUUGGUUAGGUCAGGUCUAUUUAAAGGUUUAACACAAACAUUUCAGUCAUUCUUGUUAACCAUAGUGUGACAUUUUCAGCCUAUGGGCUCAUUAAGAAUUAGAGCUGUUAUUGUCUAUUGGUUCAAGGGUCCAGAUUUGCAAAUAGUUCCUUUAGUCUGCUAUAGAGUCCCUGUAAAACCUCUGGGACUUACACUUGCAAAGAUAUGCACUUCUCUAAGUGUAUAGCAAUCUCUAAUUCCAUUAAUUUCAAUGAAGUAGUAGUUUGGACAUAAAAUUCAUCAUGCCCCAUGUGUCUUGUCACACCCUAAGAUAUAUUGUAUUGGAUAUAUAACAUACACUUGCAAAAAAACCCUGUAUAAAUGAUUUGUGACAUCUUCUGUUCAUGUUUCUAAUGUUUGACAAUUGCAUGAAUACAUAUUUAAAGGGAAGGUUUUAAAACACUCUUGUGAGAAUAAAUAUUCUUAUUUACUUUUUUUGUGGCUAAACAUACAAUUCCAAUGAAGUGCAAAUGGUGCAAGGCCAACAGGCAAGCAUGCUGUUGUUCCUGUGAGGAGUAUUUGCCCCUUAAUUGUCAGUGUUUCACCUUUUAUUUAAUAUAAAUCAGUUUUUCUCAAUUUUAAUUUACAAUCCUAAAUUAAAACACCAUGUAUUUGUGCUGCCAAAUAUAAAGCCUAGUUCAUUUUCUGCUUUGCUAAAGACAAACAAAAAAUCACCUAACACUCAUUUGGACCAUAGACUUAUUAUGGUUACUUACAUAAAUGAAAUAAAAGGGCUACAUUUCUUCCAAAAAGUAACUGAUACUUGCAGAGACAAUAUUGAGAGUGCUAUUUAUUCAGCACUGGACAUUUAUAUUACCAAUUUACGGACAGACUUAAAAAACAGGCCUUAUUUCCUCACGUCAAACCAAAACAAUUUUGACAGCCUGCAAGAGCUUAAUAACCAUACAAAGUCUGAAGCAAGCACAUGGCUAAUUAAUAUUCAAUACACGUACAGUGUAGCAUUUGUUUCCAAAUCCAUUUUGAUGUAACGGUGUCUUUUGAAUAGCGCUCCGUGGCAAACAGAUAUUUUUGCUUUUUUAAACUCAUAGUUCUUUUUCUAUCUCAGUUUUAGAGUAACUAGACCUUAAACUUAACUAGCCCAACUCAGAUUGACUUCUCUAUGUACCUUGUAAAAAUAAAUGUUUUCUUCGAUAUUUAUGAACAAACUGUAAUAUGAAUGUAUGCCAUAAUUAGUUUAAAAAACAUUUUAUAUUCAACCUGCCAUGAAAUAUCCUAUAUGAGGUGUUCCAAAAUUAAUAGCUAUCCACUUUGAUUUCCGUCUGAGCAUAAAUUUGGCCAAACUUACAACAAUGGAUGGUACAAAGAUUAUUUUUUUCUCAUAUCAAUAAAUAUGGCAAGAAAAGCUUUACAAAAAACCCUCUCAGAAUGAGUUUUUAUUUUCCCUGCAAUUCAACACUGAUGAAGAUUAAUAAAAGGAUUUAUUUACAAUGUGGCAUUCUGAAUAUGUUAUUUUCCGAUCAAGGUUUUUACUGUAGUGGCAUUGAUAUAUUAUCAACAGCAGAUUAUUUUUACAUCAUUUUAUUUUUACUUUUUGAAACUGUGUAUGUGCUAUAUGAAAAGUUAGAGCAUAAAUAUAGCCUGGUACAACAUUUCAUUUUAAUUUGAAAAUUAUUCAUAUGACUCAUGAUAAGAGUAGAGAAAAGAAUGGAGGAAGAAGACUGUACAGGUGAAUGGUGGAAAAAACUACACCAUGAUUAUUGCUGGCUUUUUCUCAAUGUUCCAGUUAAGUUUUAAUUAAAUUGUCCAACAAUUACAUUGAAAAAGCUGUUUGGUGGUUUGUUUGUUGUUUUUUUUUUUGUUUUUGUUUUUGUUUUUUUUUAUGACAGAGAACAUAAGUGGGAAUGUAGUGAAAGAAAGGGAACUAAUUACUGAGGGAAAGGCUGUAGAUAUGACUCAACUAGCAAUGAGUUCAAAAAGCCUUACAGCAUUUUGUAUAGUUUUAAUCAGUUUGAGAUGAAUGUUUCUGUUUCAAAAAGUGUUUCAUUAAAGCAGCUCCAUUUUUACACAAAA
Athene cunicularia (burrowing owl) is the source of this 4627-nucleotide messenger RNA. RefSeq names its product TIMP metallopeptidase inhibitor 4 (gene TIMP4). The coding region runs from base 444 to 1109 and encodes 221 amino acids. Lineage: Eukaryota; Metazoa; Chordata; Aves; Strigiformes; Strigidae. The transcript is spliced from 5 exons. The record is from RefSeq and is a predicted model, not a curated record. Gene Ontology annotation, molecular function: protease binding; metalloendopeptidase inhibitor activity. Gene Ontology annotation, cellular component: extracellular matrix. Gene Ontology annotation, biological process: negative regulation of membrane protein ectodomain proteolysis; negative regulation of endopeptidase activity.